Mytilus californianus (California mussel) is the source of this 3332-nucleotide messenger RNA. Its product is annotated as toll-like receptor 13. The coding region runs from base 342 to 2909 and encodes 855 amino acids. Gene Ontology annotation, cellular component: membrane. Gene Ontology annotation, biological process: immune response; toll-like receptor signaling pathway. The record is from RefSeq and is a predicted model, not a curated record. Gene Ontology annotation, molecular function: protein binding; transmembrane signaling receptor activity. The transcript is spliced from 3 exons. Lineage: Eukaryota; Metazoa; Mollusca; Bivalvia; Mytilida; Mytilidae.
GGCAGGCACAAAGUACACAAAAUUUAUUUGGAGUGCUUUGUUAACAGUUGUAAACAUUAAGUUAAAUGACAAACAAUCGUCUUGAAAAGAGUAGAUAAUUUAUUAGCUCUGUUGGUAUCUACAACGAAUCACAUGUACAAGAUGAGUGGCAGGCACAAAGUACACAAAAUUUAUUUGGAGUGUUUUGUUAACAGUUGUAAACAUUAAGUUAAAUGACAAACAAUCGUCUUGAAAAGAGUAGAUAAUUUAUUAGCUCUUUCGGUAUCUACAACGAAUCAUAUGUACAAGGGUUCAUCUUGUAAUAAAAGAAUUAUUCACUGAUGAGUUAAACAACUUUUAUCAUGACGGGAUCAGUUUAUAUAACCCUCUUGAUACUAACGUUGACGACAUUUGCACAUAAAUGUCAAAUAGAACGACACGCGGAUCAAAUAAUUGCAGAUUGCACCAGACUUGAAUUAAAAAAUGUGCCGACAGGUUUACCGGUAGACAUCUCAGGUCUUGAUCUGAGCUACAAUCAGAUUUCCACGAUAAAAAAGAAAGCCUUUGAAUCUUUGUCAAAUUUGACAGCUCUGACGAUGGAUUUUAACAAUAUUCAAACUAUAGAUGGUGAUGUCUUUAAUGGUUUGGAAAAUGUACGAUGGCUCUCAAUGAAGCACAAUCAACUUAACACAUCUUCUAAAAUAUUUGACAAUGUAUUUAAACCGUUAUCACAACUGAAACACUUAGACAUCAGAUACAAUAUAAAUAAAAGGUUUAAUCAAUCAAAACCAAUGGUUUAUCCUUACUUUGGAAACCUGCCUAAAGUAACCGAUUUAUAUAUGGAUCUUGCACAAAACCCUGUAUUCAAAUUAAGUGGAUUCGAGAAAAUAAUAAACCUGAGCACAAUAAGAUUUGGAAAAUGCUAUUUGAACCAGAUGUCUAAUGACACCUUAGUAGAUUUACCACCAACUAUUACUUCAAUCUACUUUCACGAGUGUUUCGGUACAAUAACGAUUGUAGAAGCAGAUUUUUUAAAGCCGUUUCCAUCACUUAUGAUAUUCAAUAUGGAAGGAGUUGCUAUACAAUUAGAAGAUGCUUUAAAACUUCUUUAUCCUUUUGCAUAUAAAAGAAUGACUUCCAUCAUAUUCAAAGACAUUAGAUCUCAUUUUCCUAAACCUGUUUUCUUAUCUCACGAUAUGAUUACUUAUUUGUUACAUAUUUGUGUUAAAACCUUAGUUUUAGCAGAAAGUGAAAUUAUAGGAUAUGAGAAAGGUCUUCUACUUGAUUUUGAAUCUCCCCAAUGUCUCGAAAAUGUUGUUUUAUCUGGCAAUCGAUUUUCAAUAGCAUUAGGUCCUCAUUUGCAGGAGCUAAUGAGAAUUAUGAAGACGACGAUCAAUUUGAAAUUUUUUGACUUGUCGUAUAAUGCAAUUAACUUCAACCAUAUUGAAUACUGCAACUUAAACGUGCUGGAAAAUCCUUCUUAUAGAAAGGAAGUAUAUAGAGAAGGAUGCCAAAUUAAAUCUGAACCUCCAAAUGAAUAUACAAAUUACAACUCAGUAUUAGAAAAGGCUCAAAUGGUUGAUGAACCUACAUUCACGAUUUAUUUACCUGCCAAUCUUACUUUUCUUCGUGUUUCCCAUUAUAUGACAUCGUAUAUACAAACGGGACAAAAGUUAUUUUUUGCGAAUGUCAAUAACCUCAGAUACGUAGAUUUUUCAUACUGGAAGAUAAAGCAGUUUCCAGAAAUAUAUUCCGUUACUCCUUUUAAUGUGAAAUAUUUGGACAUUUCUGGACUUAACUCAACGAUACUUAUUCAUGAGACGUCAGUACCUUUUUUUCAAAAUGUCCAAACAGCUAUUUUAAAAAAUGCAAUGCUUGGUCUUACGACUGGAAAAACUGGUAAAAUUUUCAAACUAUUUCCGGACGUGAAAAAACUAGAUAUAUCUUACAACAACUUAUGGUAUCUGGAUGAAGAUGCCUUUGAAACAAACUUGAAUUUGUCAAUUGUUAAUAUAGCACACAAUUUACUGCCUGCUAUACCUAUAGCUGUGAUAGAUUUGCCCUACUUAAAUAAAUUGGAUUUAAGUUACAACCGCCUUCAAACCAUUAAUAAAACAUUCAGAGACUGGAUGGAUAAGAAAAGUAAAAUCUAUGAAGGGACGUUUAAUUUAUUUAUAGAAGGGAACAGUCUGAAAUGUACAUGCGAAACUUCUGAUUUUAUAAGGUGGCUUUUCAACACAAAUGUUGUUUUUGAUCGGGUCAAUAAAAAUUUCAGCUGUACAUUGACAAAUGGAUCAGGAGGUAACACAAUUGAUGUCUACAAACGAUUUCAUGAACACUUUAGCAACUGCAAUAGCAAACAUUGGUUGCUCGUAGGAAUUGGACUUCUUGUCGCAUUUGUUAUUUUCACUGUUCCGUUUGCAGUUAUUUUUAAUUUCAGAUGGAAAAUAACUUUUUGGAUAUAUCGGAAAUUUAAGAGAGUCGUAGAACAUAAAUUAGAGAAAAAAUUUAAUUAUGACAUUUACUUGUCAUAUGCAGAUGACAUGCUACAGUGGAUUCAGGUCGAUUUUCUCCAGAGAAUUGAGAAUUCAUGGAGCAUGAAAGUAUGCAUAGAGGACCGCGAUUUCCAAAUUGGACUAACCAAAGCAGACGAAAUAGCACAUGGUAUUGCUGGUAGCAAACAUGCAAUUAUUAUUCUGUCUGAGUCGUACCAGGACAACGAGUGGAACAAAUUUGAAAUCGAAAGAGUCAAAUUCGAAAAAUGCAGAAAUUAUUUGCAAAAGAUAAUCAUCCUUGUAAAAGAAGCUACAGCCUCAUGCGUUCCACAGGAACUAGACGACAUUCUACAAAAUGUCACUAUAAUAGAAUGGGAUGACAACGAGACUGGCUGGGACAAACUGCGAAUGGCAUUGUUUACUGAUUCCUUUUAAUUCAACAUGUUCAUGAAAGGUAUAAAUCAUAAACAAUGUGAAAUUGACCAAAAACCACUUCUGACGGUACAUUAUGUUAAACAUGCAGCUAAAAAACAUUGAAAGUGUAUCUUUGCCUAAUCAUUGCUUUACAACAAGACUUUUCUUUCUUCUAUGAUAUUAGGGUAUAUUAAGUAUAAGGCAUAUGUAAAACAAAAAUCCAUAUAUGUCAAGCUGACCAGAAUGUAUUUGCAGGAAGUCUAUUAUUGAUAUUAAUUGUAAAGAAAUCCCCAAUCCAAGUGGGUACUUCAAAAUUUUAUAUACUUUAUACUUUGAUUAAGCUGUUAGCAUUUACGAUUGUAUUGUCAUACACGACGAUUAAGGUAAAGUAAUAAAAUAUAUCACAUUGUUUUAAAGACUUUAAAGGUAAAACAAGAAACAAAU